Messenger RNA from Cyprinus carpio (common carp), 1940 nucleotides. Its product is annotated as fibromodulin-like. Gene Ontology annotation, molecular function: protein binding. The record is from RefSeq and is a predicted model, not a curated record. NCBI's taxonomy places the organism in Eukaryota, Metazoa, Chordata, Actinopteri, Cypriniformes, Cyprinidae.
GUGGUUGAGAGGGGGCCUCGGAGGGUGGAGGCAAAAAAGCUUGUAGGGGAGAAGGGGUAUUUGCAGUCUUUGCCAAAGCCACUUCAUUUUGCUACAAGGACUCGCAGCGAGACAAAGAGAAGGCAGAGCUUUGCUAAUCAGUCUCUUGCCAGUGACAAUGCGGCUAAUCGCUCUUCUGCUGUUGGGACUCCUGAAGUUCUCGCUGGCUCAGGACAGAGAUCCUUUCCAGUGGCUUUCUUCCCUUCACAGCCAUGGUUACGCCUCUCUGCAGGCCGACAACACUGGAGGAGAAUGUCCCGAGGAGUGCGACUGUCCUCCAACCUUCCCAAUCGCCAUGUACUGUGACAACCGCGACAUGAAACAAAUGCCUUACAUCCCAUCCCGGAUGAAGUAUGUGUACCUGCAACACAAUCAGAUCACCUCUGUCCCAGAUGAUGCUUUUGAAAAUGCCACCAACCUUGUGUGGGUUUUGUUGCAUGAGAAUCACAUUAACUCAGUGGGCAAGCAAGCGUUUGCCAAACUGGUGAACUUGGAUCGCCUGUACCUGAACAACAACAACCUAACCGAGGUGCCGUCCAACCUGCCUCAUUCACUACGUGACCUUCGUCUCAAUCACAAUAAAAUCACCAAGUUUCCCCCCAACGCUUUUGAGGGCAUGGAGAAUUUGACCAUACUUUUGCUCCAUAACAACGGUCUCCAGGAUAUCAGUGGCCUGAAAGGUCUGAAGUCAUUAACUCUGCUGGAUGUGAGCGGUAACCAGCUCAAGAAGGUUCCAAAUGGUCUCCCUGAGAUGCUCCACCAGCUCUACCUAGAGUCCAACUCCAUCGAAGCAGUUCCAGAGAACUUCCUCAGCCAGUUUGCCAACCUCCAGUAUGUCCGUAUUUCUCACAAUGAGCUCACAAACAAAGGCAUCCCUCAAAACACCUUUAACAACAGCGGUCUGGUGGAGCUGGAUUUGUCCUUCAACAAGUUGGAGAGCAUUCCUGUUGUUAGUACUAAUCUGCAACAUCUUUAUCUACAGGCCAAUCAGAUCAAAGAGUUUACACUGGGCAGUUUCUGCAGUGUGGUGGAUGUUAUGAACUUCUCCAAGCUGCGAGUCUUGAGGCUGGAAGGAAAUGAGAUCAGUGCUGGAGACAUGCCCUCUGAAGCUGCCCUUUGCCUUCCUCUGGCUUCUGAUAUUGCCAUGUAAUGGCAGUGACCAAACAGCAGGGGGCUCUUUUGUUUCCCUCCAACAUUAUUAUAUCAGUGUGGCAUGACAUUGCAUUGAUUUUCAAUUUUAUUGUAGGGAAAUUUAUAGUGCCUUGGGAUGUUGUAUUAGAGGAAUAUAAUUUCCUGUGGACUUUAGAGAGAAGUACAAAUUCAGAAAUGGGGGGAAAGGAUAUUGAGAGAUUUAGAUAGGAAAUGGAGAUCCUCUGUUAAGGUAUGUGAAGCUAGAAUUUUUUUUUUUUUUUUUUUUCCUCAAAAGCCAAAUAGCCAUUUCAAUAUGCCUUUCUGUGCUUUUAUUCUAUGCUUGUGUGCUUGUCUGUCAGUUGGAUGACACUAUUGGCAGUGCUAAAGUCAACAUUGCAGUUUUGCUAUUUGUUUGAUACAAAUUUGAUUUACUUUAGGUUUGUGGAUUCAUGUCUCUUCAGGAAAGAAGUUUGAGCAAUGCUGUGAGUAUUUAUUCUACAUGUGAGACAGAAGAACUGAAUGGAGAACAGAAAGCGCUUACUUGACUACAUCCAUCUAACUUGUAUAAUGUGUUUGAUAUGAUAUCGUCACGAGAAGAUGAAAGAAAAUCUUCCAUUCACAUCUGAAAGGGGGAAAGAAAAACUUUGAAUGGUUGUGUUUUAAGAACAAAUGUAUUGCAUGUGUUAUAAAAAUGACUGAGGUUCUGGUGUUUAAACAUGCCUGUAGACCUUUCGUGUAACUCAAUAAAGCUAAUAUUUUGAUGUAUUAAA